GCCGCGUCGUGGGAAACGCCUGGGCGGAUGAGGUCACUCUUUGUGGUGGCUGCCGUUGGCAAGAUGGCGCCGGUGUUGGCGGAGAAGAAGCUGCUGGGGCCGGAGGGGCCCGUGGCCGCCGACUUCCCCAGCGAGGAGGAGGAAGGCCAGAGCCUCUGGUUCUCAAUAUUGAGUGAAGUUUCCACCAGGUCCAGAUCUAAAUUACCCUCUGGUAAAAAUAUUCUUGUCUUUGGUGAUGAUGGCUCAGGUAAAACAACUCUAAUGACUAAAAUACAGGGAACGGAACAUGGCAAGAAAGGAAGAGGACUUGAAUACUUGUACUUAAACAUCCAUGAUGAAGAUAGAGAUGAUCAGGCGCGCUGUAAUGUCUGGAUACUUGAUGGGGACUUGUACCAUAAAGGCCUCUUAAAGUUUGCUGUUUCAGCAGAAUCAUUGCAAGAGACUCUUGUAAUAUUUGUAGCUGAUAUGUCUAGACCUUGGACUAUUAUGGAAUCGUUACAGAAAUGGGCAAGUGUCUUGCGUGAACAUAUUGAUAAGCUAAAAAUUCCUCCAGAAGAGAUGAGAGACAUGGAACAGCAAUUUGUAAAGGCUUUCCAAGACUAUGUAGAACCUGAAGAAGGUUAUCAGGGAUCACCACAAAGAAGAGGUCCAUCAGGACAGGAUGAUGAGAAUGUUACUUUGCCACUUGGAGAUAAUGUGCUGACCCACAACCUUGGGAUUCCUGUGAUAGUCGUUUGCACAAAGUGUGAUGCAGUAGGUAUAUUAGAAAAAGAACAUGACUACAGAGAAGAGCACUUUGAUUUCAUCCAGUCGCAUAUUCGUAGAUUCUGCUUACAGUAUGGAGCAGCCUUGAUCUAUACAUCAGUUAAGGAGGAAAAGAAUCUUGACUUGUUGUAUAAGUAUACUGUACAUAAAGCAUACGGCUUUCAUUUUACCACUCCUGCCUUAGUGGUAGAAAAGGAUGCAGUUUUCAUACCUGCUGGAUGGGACAAUGAAAAGAAAAUUGCAAUUCUACAUGAAAACUUCACAACAGUUAAAGCAGAAGAUGCAUAUGAAGACUUCAUUGUAAAGCCACCUGUAAGAAAGUUGGUUCACGAUAAGGAGCUUGCUGCUGAAGAUGAACAAGUGUUUCUUAUGAAACAACAGUCGUACCUUGCCAAGCAACCAGCCACACCCACAAGGGCUUCUGAAUCUCCUGCACGAGGGCCUUCUGGAUCACCAAGACCCCAGGGGCGACCAGGCCCUACUACUGUCCCCAGUGCCUCACCAAUAGCAUCGGUUAAGAAGCCAGAUCCAACUAUUAAAAAUAAUGCGGCAAGUGAAGGUGUCCUGGCCAGCUUCUUCAACAGUCUUUUAAGUAAAAAGACUGGCUCUCCUGGAAGCCCUGGUGCUGGAGGAGUACAGAAUGUCACUAAAAAAUCAGGGCAAAAAACUGUUUUGACAAAUGUUCAAGAAGAACUGGACAGAAUGACACGCAAGCCAGACUCUAUGGUAACAGCCAACUCCUCUCCAACAGAAAACGAAGCUUGAUUAUGCUUGAAAGCUGCAUAUGUAAAUGACCAAAUAACUCUGUACAUUGAUCUGAUAAUACCAGGGGCUCUCUGCUAUGGCAGAUGCUAUAAGUUUUUCAUGGGGCAGGGGGAAACAAAAUUUAACCUUCAUUGGCUUGUCCCAGUAUCAAGUGCACAUUUGGGAAGUUUUGCAUAUUAUAAAAAUUAUUUGUUUUAAAAUAACCAUUUUAGAAUUUAAACAGGGCAAUUCUCUUAUUUGGGGUGGCAAAUGGAAGUGGAGAUGUGGGUUGUGGAGACAGAGAGAUACGAUGCAAAAUUCCUCUUGGAAAGCCCUAAUAGCUGCUGGCAGUAGGGAAGAAUGAAGUCCCUUUCCCCAAGUUUACUGGCAUGGGCCGUUCAAGACAUACUUGGAGUGAAUCUGGUGUAGCCGAUGGUUGGUUAGAUGAAGAAUGUAUAGAUUGCAUUUUUUUUUUAAAAAAAGAGGAAAUGCAAGAUCUGCUUAGCAGAGGCAAAAAGUGUAUUGGAGAGACUGGAGAAAAGCAGUAUUGUAGGUCAGAUAAUCACGUGUUUUUUUUAAAAAAGCCUUUAUAAUUGAGGCGUGCUUAAAACUUACAACACUGAACAUCAUGGGAAUUAUUCUUACUCUCAAUUGCAUUUUUGUUUUUGUUCUGACAGAAAUACAUAAAAGUAUGAUGGAUGCCCUUUUUGUCAUAACUGACACAGGGAGAAACUUGCUUAGACCAAGUGCCUGGCACAGUGAGAGAUGUGUCUUCUAGAAGGUGCUUGAACCUCUUGUGCACUAUAGUACAAACAGUCUCUGUUUGUUUAACUUUAUUUUAAAAUGUGUUAACUUUUGAUAGUCAUGUUUAAUUUUGAAUUUUUCUUUCCCUGAAAGCCUAUGCUUAGAGUUGUUCCUCUACUCCCAAAUACUCAAACUGCCUGGCCUGGAAAGAACUAGGACAUAUCACUUUCCCAUAAUGAAACAUGUUACAGAAAACCUUUUUAGUAGCAAAAAGUUCACGCAAGAGAAAAAAACUGAAUCCUGCCUUAAGGUUUUUAAAAAUGUGUUAUGAUUUUUCUGAUAGAAUUUCUUCCAAGAAUCUUGUCCCAAAUUGCAGUAAACUCAUAUUUGUAGGUUUACACAGCUAAAUAUAGACCUUCAUGGCUUCAUUAUCUUCAUGUUUUACCCCUUUCAGUGUAGCUUAUAAAUAUGGAAAGAAAUCUGAAUGUUGUCUGUCGUUGGUAAUCAGAUUUGUACUUUUAGCCCCUAAGAUAAACUUUCAAAGUUACUGAAAUGGCACUUUUGAGUUUCUGUACUGAGAGAAACACUACCUUGCGUCAUAGUACCAAACAUGUUUAUAAUCAACUUGCAGAAGGGAAAAAAACAUCAUAUGAAUUAUGCAGAGUUUACUUUUAUUGAUAAAAGAUUUGUGUGUUUGGCUAUCUUGUUUCUGAAUAGAACAUGUUCAUAUAUGUGUAUGUGUGUUUGCAUGCACACAGACAUACAGAACAUACAAAUACACACACAGAACAAAUUGACCACUAACACAGUACUGGAUGUAAUUGUAAAACCUGUGUUACAUAAAGAGGCCAUCUCUUUAUUUUGUAAGUCCGCCUAACACUAACUAGAAGACUAAGAAUAUUUAUUUGUGUUAACAUGAAAGCAUGUUCACUUGUGCCACUUAUGUCUCCUUCAGUUUUUUAAACUUAUUUAACACCUCAUUGAUAUCCACAGUUGCCUAGAUAUUGAAGUGAUGAGAUAUUAGAAGUGGCCAGGGGAUCUGGUGUGUGGUUUUGCUGCCUAUGACCAUCUGGCACAUGAUUUGUCAGAAAUGUGUGAGCAAAACCUUUAGCCUUGAACCACCCCAGCAGAUGGUACUUGCAUCUUGCCCUUGCAGUUUGCAGCUUUACUUAUACUCUUAGGCAGCUGCAGCUAUUGUGCCAUGUAUAGAUGCGUCGGCAUGCUGGGAUGGCUGAAUCGAGUUCAGCAGAAGGAAUUUCCUCACCUUCCAUUGUUGCUGAAUGUCAAUAGCAUAGAACCAGCCUUCUGAUGAGCUGGCAAUCCAGAGUUGAUUUGGCUAUGUGGAGAUUAUGUCCAAUUAUAGGGAAUGACACUUUGGAAGCAAAACGAGCAAGUCUGAGGACCUUAUGGCAUUAGAAUUUAAAGAGUAGGCAGAGAGCAUGCAUCCCAUUUGAAAUCCUGUGGCUGCCUCCAGCAGAAUACUGGGCUUUGUAGUUUAGUGAGACCCAGGACCUCUCUGGCUGAGCCUUUUAAAGGCCCCUCCCUAAACUACAAACCCCAGAAUUCUGUAGGAGGCAGCCACAGGAUUUUAAGUGGGAGGCACAUUCUUUACUUACUCUUUAAGCUCUAGUGUGAUAAGGUCCUUCAUCUCAUGAUGGUAUGUGGUUCUAGUGCGAGCCUUGGUACCUAACUGCCUCUUUUUAUUAAUAUUUUUAUCAUUCACACAGACAGUUCACUUUGAGUACCAAUAUUGUGUACCUGUGUUUUUCUUUUAAUGCCGUAUGAAAUGAAUGUUUGAUCCACUACAAAUGAACAAAAGCAAAAGCAAAAAAAUCACUUUCUCAUUGUGCAAAGCAAAGUGCUUGGAUCCAAGCAAAGUUGGGAUUUCCCCUUCCUCCCCCUUUUUACAAGCAAACGCUCCUCGUUUCUCGAAGAAAGACGAUGUAGUGUUUGCUGAGGUCUAGUAACUUUGGAAAGAUGCACAAUUGUCUUUUUUGGUGUUCUUAAGCAUUGGAACCAAAGGCCAAACUGCAAACAGUACCUUUUAAAAUAUAAUUAAUUUUAUUUUCAGGAUACACUUUUAUGGUAGACUGUUAAAAUUACUACACAGCUAUAUUUAUAUACAGUACAGUGAUUGCAUCUACUGUUCAUGUUUAAACUAAAGUAAUAAUCUAUUGAACUUGAAGAGAAGGUAAAUAUACAGGAUUGGCCCUCCAUCAAAAUGCAAUGGUUAUGCUGCUUGAUUUUUUUAAGUUUGCACUUUUUAUUGGCAUUUUAAAACAUGUUUAAACAGAACAGAACUUGUUGUAUUUUAUUUAAUUUAACUGCAUUGAAAGUGACUGAACUUAACCAUAUCCAUGCUGUAAAUGAAAGUUCACUCUCUUGUAUUACUAAGUUUAUUGAUGUUUUUAACUUCCAUUGAGGACUGCAGAUAUAUCCAACACACCCCUUAGUCCAGUUGUACAGCUUUAACCAGGAGCAGCUAUGUUGAACCUUGCUUUUUAGUGCUGGCAAAAAAGGAGGACAUGUCUUUAAUUAAUGGCUUCAAUAAACCCCAACCAAGACUGCU
Messenger RNA from Anolis carolinensis (green anole), 4822 nucleotides. RefSeq names its product dynein cytoplasmic 1 light intermediate chain 2 (gene dync1li2). Gene Ontology annotation, cellular component: centrosome; cytoplasmic dynein complex. NCBI's taxonomy places the organism in Eukaryota, Metazoa, Chordata, Lepidosauria, Squamata, Anolidae. Gene Ontology annotation, biological process: microtubule-based movement; microtubule cytoskeleton organization. Gene Ontology annotation, molecular function: dynein heavy chain binding. The record is from RefSeq and is a predicted model, not a curated record. The transcript is spliced from 13 exons. The coding region runs from base 28 to 1530 and encodes 500 amino acids.